AUGGGUUUGACCUCAGAUUCUGUGAGCUACACAAUCCAUACAAGCAUUCUGUUCGCUUCUACCUCAGUGCUCUAUGUAGUUCCUCCUGGUUGGUAUGUUCCAGUCUCCUUCUCAGUUAGAUUUAUAAUAACAUUUCCUUUCUUUCUUCUUUUAGCCAUACUUCCCAUUGCCUCCAGCUGUUGCACUGAGGUUUCACGUCAUAUUUCCAGAGGGCUGCUGGAAAGAGUGAAUUCCUGUCGCAUCCAGAGAGCUGAUGGGGACUGUGACUUGGCUGCUGUCAUCCUUCAUGUGAAGCGCAGAAGAAUCUGUGUCAGCCCACACAAUCAUGCUAUUAAAAAAUGGAUGAAAGCACAAACAACCAAGAAAAAUGGAAAAGGCAACCUUUGCCACAAGAAGAAACCCCACGACAAAAGGAACAAUAACAGGGCACAUCAGGGGAGACAUAGAGUAUAUGGCCAUAAAACUCCUUAUUAGAGAGUUUAUAAAUGCAUCUACAAAGACAAUUCCUCCAGUGAACUUGGCCAUGGUUUGUUAUAAAUUUAUCACCUGAAUUUUCCUUAUUGGCAGACAACAGGGCAAGACAAAAUAUUGGUUUUAAAAAUGAAUAAUUGCACAGUAUGAAGAUGUAGCCCAUAAUAUAUACUUAACUGAAAAAUGAAAUGGAAAGAUGAUACUUAUCUUCAUAUAGUAUUUUAAGAGGAGCAUGUAGAUAUAAUUUCCCUAACUUUUUUAUUAUGAAGUUUUCCAAACUUAUAGAGAAAUUAAAAGAAUGGUACAAUGAACACCUGUAUAUCUUUCCUCUAAAAUAAUCAUUGUUAAUAUUUUGCUGCAAAUAGAUUUCAGUUUCUUGAGC
Molecule: messenger RNA, 853 nt
Organism: Microcebus murinus (gray mouse lemur)
Lineage: Eukaryota; Metazoa; Chordata; Mammalia; Primates; Cheirogaleidae
Source: RefSeq, a predicted model, not a curated record